UCAGAAACAGAGAUGGAGGAGAGUAAACCUGUCGAAUAUAAACACAUCAGAAAACUUCGCAAAAAAUUGCGACAAAUUGAAUACCUUGAACUCUUGAACCGGGACCUAAAUGAAGAGGAGAUAAUCAAGGUAAACAGCAAAGAUAACAUUCGUGCAGAACUUCAGAGGCUGUUAAAGGAAUAUUUUCCGGAUGAAGUUGAUAUAAUGAAAAGGACAGGAGGUGAGUUCAGCAAUGAGCCUCAAGAGAAAAAAAGUCGUAAUGGAGAAGAGGAAGUGGAGUUCUGGGAUUUAUCCACCACUUCUCCUGUGGAAACUGUCAAAGAAGAGAAUCAAGGAAAACCUGCAGUCACUUCACAGACCCAAGUAGCAGAAGUUGUUAAUGCAAUUAAGCCACAGAAGACGUCUAGGCCGACUCAAGCCCUUGCAGCAGGGGAGAUAACUUCAAAACAAGAUGUUCCCCAAGAGAAGAUGCCUCAGCCAGCAAAGGGAAAGCCAGCAGAGCCAACAAAACCAAGGAAAGAACCAUGUAUAUGGAGAGAUACCAAUUAUAAAGUGUAUACUUUGAAAGGUCAUAAUGACAUCAUUUUAGAUGUGGACUGUUCUGAUGGAUAUGUUCUGUCAGCAAGUCGGGAUACAACAGUGAGGGUUUGGCGUGUGGGUGGUAUAGAAGAAGAAAGGAGUCUGCGUGGCCAUAGAGCAUCAGUUACCAAGGUAGCAUUUCUUCCUGGAGAACUUGCAGCUACUGUGUUGGCAAAGCUGGAGUCAGAGUAUGAUGAGAUCCCAUCAGUACAAGGACAACAAUCACCAGAAUGCAGAGUGCUAGCUGUGUCAGGUGGACUUGACUGUACAGUGAAGGUGUGGGAUAUUAUCUCAGGUGAAAGCCAUGGGUCCAUAUACACUUAUAAUGGAAUAACUUGCUUGAGUUGUGGAACAUGGGGCAUUGUGACAGGCACAGAGGGUGGUAAAUUGGAAAUAUGGUGUGUUUCAAGUGGCCAGCGCUUUGCCUUUGUUAAUGCCUUUGAGAGCCAAGUCAUAUCUGUUACGGUCAAAGGAAAUGUGAUAUAUGCAGGAAGUUUUGAUGGUGAAAUUGGAAUAUGGAAGUAUGAUAGCAAGAAAAGAACUCUGGGAACUCAAUUCCUAUUGGAACCUGAAUCUCCAACUCAAGUGAGGCUGAGGCAUCUGUCUUGUCUAGCAGCUCAUGGUGACUGUGUGUAUCUUGGAGACAGUGGACCAAAUAUUAAGAAACUUAACUGGAAGAAGAGCAGUGCAACAAGGUUGAAAAAUCAUGUAGGGGAUGCAGGGAUGACGGACAGCUUAACUAUCACUCCGGAGGGACAUCUUCUUUCUGCCUCCUAUUACGUGGAUGUAGGCUAUCCAUCAGUCAAUGUUCGCAGCAUAGAUAAGGAUGAAUACAUUUGCAGUCUUAUCAGUCAGGGUGAAGGACGAUACCUUACUAUGUGCACUUCUAAAGGGGUGAUUGUAACAGGUGGCCACGAACUAAAAGUUUGGGUUUCAGGAGCAAGUGGAAAGACUCCCAGGAAGAAUGCAGGAAUUGAAACUGUUCGACCAAGCUUUCUUCGUAAAUUGUCAAGUCCUGCUCAAGACACUUCUGAUGAAGAUACUGACUUUGCAUCAACCACUGAUGAUGAUGAUGAUGAUGUACAAGUGAGAGCAGGAUCAAAUUCUAUGCUGAGUGAGAGUAAUGAUAGCUCAAGCUGGUGGUGCACAAUUAUAUAAUGUACUUUCACAGAAAAUAUAAAGUAUAAUUGUACUUUUUUGCAGACCAGGAAACUGAUCAUACUUUUGCACUGUCAUUGACAUCUGCUUCUCCUGUGUUUGGGAAUGUUUGUGGCUGAUGUCUAUGGUGAUUGGUCAAAAUGAAUUUACUUCAAAUUGAAAUACAUUUAUUUUAGUUAUGUGGACUAGAUUGACAAAUCAUUUUCUUAUGGAAGAUAACAUAUUUACGUUUCUGGAUGAUAGCGAAAAUAGGACCUUGUUUUGAUCUGUUGUGAUAGAUGUAGAAAGUGUGUUGUGAUAGGUGUAGAGAGUGUUAAUUGACUCUGGCAGUAGAAUCUCUGUGCUUAUUUUAACUUUCUGAUCUGCAGCAUGCUGUUUAUAAUGUUUUCUUUGACUGCACUUCUUAUUUAAUACUUCUGUUCCUGCAUUUUUGGUUAUUCUAGGUAUUCGGAAAUUAUAGCAUCAGAGUUUUUUUUCCUAACCUCUCUGGCUGUAGUUGGACUCUAUAGAAGAAUCAUUGACUUAACCCAAACACCCCGUAUGGCAAGAAUACAUGCCAUGCCCAUUGUAAUACAAGUUUAUUUAUUGUAAUAAUACAUAGAUGGCUCUACAAGUGCUUAGUCACCAAGGAGUCGGUUAUUAGUCCUACGUAUCUCACCUGUUUACCCUUUUCCUUGACUUUUUUAAAGGGUCUUUUACAUUAAUUCAUUGUCUUUAAUGUUAUUGAGGUUUUAAUAACAAUUUAAUAAUCAUAACAUCAAUAACAAUAAUAAUAUUGAUGUCAACUGUAUUAAAAAGAAAAACACAUUUUCCCGCCAAUUUAAGGAAUGGUGAAAUCAGGAUCGGUCACUAGGGCUACUGACUCCUUGCUGGAUGAGUACAUAUGGAGCCAUUUGUAUGUAACAACAUUCACAAAAAACUACAGGGGACAGAACAUAGAUCUGGGGUAAAUGGGUUAAGAGUAGAAAAAAAUAUGCAUGGUACUUUGAACUAUUAUUUUAUAACUUCUAUCGGGAGUACCAGAGCUGCAAAAAAUAUUUUCCUUUCUGGGAACCUGGGAAACAGGACAAAAAUUUUCUGCUAGGUAAAAAUAUUGUGUACAAUAGUUCUACCAAUAGUACGCAAUUUUUUUUUGAAGGUCUUCUAAUUUAUUGGGUCUGGAGAAAGUUUCCAAUAAAAUAUUGUAAUUUGGUUGUUGGAUCUUUUUUAUUUUUGGCAAAGAGGGACUAUGCAAAAAAGUAAACAAAAAUCAAACAACUUUGUGAUUAGCUAUUAGCUUGGAUGCAUUCUACAACCUGAGGACUUUAAACUUACACUUGUAUAAAAUUUCGUUCUGUUUUGAAAAAAUCAAGAAACAAUUUUUGUAAUUGCACAGAACAGUUAUUUUUUAUCAAGUUUUGCUGAAAAUUUUCUGCCAAGCCAAAAAAAAUUCUGGGAAUCUAGUUCCUGGGUUCCCAUACUUUUUGCAGCUCUGGGGAGUACUAAAAUACAAGUUCCUAAUAUAUUGUAUAUUAAUGUAGGUAUAUGAUUUAUUGUAUGUGAUAUAUUACAUGUAUUCAUAUAUACAGGUUAACAGAAAUGUAAUAUAUUUGAUAAAAAAUGAUAUUUGAGUUAUGAAACAAAAGAAUUAAUAUACAAAGAAUGUUGACAUAAUUUUGUAUGUGAUUGAUAUAUUAUAAGUGCCUUAACAAGUACCAACUGAUAUUUUUUUGUAGAGGAUCUAGCAAAUUUCAUAAUUGAAAGACUAAAGCAUUAAGAAGAUUUGGGUAAUUAAAAUAUGAUCUGCCUCUAAAUUCCUGAAACAAUUGUGGAUGGUGCUCAGUGAAGGACUGUUUUAUACACUAAUUACCUGUCAUUGUAGCUCUUGACUAAAAGAAAUAAUUUGUUAAGUGAUUUAUAGUAUACUAUAUAAAGUUACACAAGUUCAAUAAGAAUAUUUUAGGUGUGGACAAAAUAAUUUAUAGAUAAGUAACUAUUUUUCUGAGAUAUGAACUGUAAUUUAGAAUAUAGAUAAAUAGCAAUAUAUUUGUUAUGUUUGAAUAAAAUAUAAGAUAUUC
Messenger RNA from Penaeus chinensis, 3794 nucleotides. RefSeq lists its product as uncharacterized. Gene Ontology annotation, biological process: protein polyubiquitination. The coding region runs from base 13 to 1737 and encodes 574 amino acids. The transcript has 10 exons. Gene Ontology annotation, cellular component: SCF ubiquitin ligase complex. Gene Ontology annotation, molecular function: protein binding; ubiquitin-like ligase-substrate adaptor activity. The record is from RefSeq and is a predicted model, not a curated record. Lineage: Eukaryota; Metazoa; Arthropoda; Malacostraca; Decapoda; Penaeidae.